UCGGAGCAGAAGCUGAGCAAACGCUGGCUGCGGCGAGGAGGCAAGGACUGCGCGCGUAAGCGACGGUCUGGAGCAGCAGCGCAGGGGAAGGAAGACACGCACUCGCGAGCAUGUGUUACCUGGUUUAUUUCGAGACUGUUUGGUAUUGUGUUCUCUCUGAGCACCCCUCAUUUGGGGAGGCCGACAGAGACGCCCGCCGCUGAGCCGCCCCCGCCCGCCGCGCAGAGCCUGGAGCCCCAGGCCCGGCUAACCCGCGGCUCCCGAGCUCCGAGCUCGCCGCCGCCGCCCGGGCCACGGGAACCGACGCCGGAGCCUGCGGUCCAACUGCGCUGCUGUCGGAGCGCUCAGUGCCGCCGCCGCCACCCGCGCCCCGCUCGGCACCCAUCGGUCGCCACCGCCCGCCGCGCCGCUGCCCCGCUCCCGCGCAGUCGCCGCCGCCGCCGCCGCCGCCGCCGCCGCCGUUUCCCCCCCGACGACUGGGUGAUGCUGGACAUGGGAGAUAGGAAAGAGGUGAAAAUGAUCCCCAAGUCCUCGUUCAGCAUCAACAGCCUGGUGCCCGAGGCCGUCCAGAACGACAACCACCACGCGAGCCACGGCCACCACAACAGCCACCACCCCCAGCACCACCACCACCACCACCACCACCACCACCACCCGCCGCCGCCCGCCCCGCAACCGCCGCCGCCGCCGCAGCAGCAGCCGCCGCCGCCGCCGCCGCCGCCGCCCCAGGCACCGCAGCCCCCCCAGGCGCGGGGCGCGCCGGCCGCCGCCGACGACGACAAGGGCCCCCAGCAGCUGCUGCUCCCGCCGCCGCCGCCGCCGCCGCCGCCGCCCGCCGGCGCCCUGGACGGGGCCAAAGCGGACGGGCUGGGCGGCAAGGGCGACCCGGGCGCGGGGCCCGGGGAGCUGGCGCCCGUCGGGCCGGACGAGAAGGAGAAGGGCGCCGGCGCCGGGGGGGAGGAGAAGAAGGGGGCGGGCGAGGGCGGCAAGGACGGGGAGGGGGGCAAGGAGGGCGAGAAGAAGAACGGCAAGUACGAGAAGCCGCCCUUCAGCUACAACGCGCUCAUCAUGAUGGCCAUCCGGCAGAGCCCCGAGAAGCGGCUGACGCUCAACGGCAUCUACGAGUUCAUCAUGAAGAACUUCCCCUACUACCGCGAGAACAAGCAGGGCUGGCAGAACUCCAUCCGCCACAACCUGUCGCUCAACAAGUGCUUCGUGAAGGUGCCGCGCCACUACGACGACCCGGGCAAGGGCAACUACUGGAUGCUCGACCCGUCCAGCGACGACGUGUUCAUCGGCGGCACCACGGGCAAGCUGCGGCGCCGCUCCACCACGUCGCGGGCCAAGCUGGCCUUCAAGCGCGGCGCGCGCCUCACCUCCACGGGCCUCACCUUCAUGGACCGCGCCGGCUCCCUCUACUGGCCCAUGUCGCCCUUCCUGUCCCUGCACCACCCCCGCGCCAGCAGCACUUUGAGUUACAACGGCACCACGUCGGCCUACCCCAGCCACCCCAUGCCCUACAGCUCCGUGUUGACUCAGAACUCGCUGGGCAACAACCACUCCUUCUCCACGGCCAACGGCCUGAGCGUGGACCGUCUGGUCAACGGGGAGAUCCCGUACGCCACGCACCACCUGACGGCCGCGGCGCUCGCCGCCUCGGUGCCCUGCGGCCUGUCGGUGCCCUGCUCCGGGACCUACUCCCUCAACCCCUGCUCGGUCAACCUGCUCGCGGGCCAGACCAGUUACUUUUUCCCCCACGUCCCGCACCCGUCAAUGACUUCGCAGAGCAGCACGUCCAUGAGCGCCCGGGCCGCGUCGUCGUCCACGUCUCCGCAGGCGCCCUCCACCCUGCCCUGUGAGUCUUUAAGACCCUCUUUGCCAAGUUUCACGACGGGACUGUCCGGGGGACUGUCUGAUUAUUUCACACAUCAAAAUCAGGGGUCUUCUUCCAACCCUUUAAUACAUUAACCUCCCCGGGACCAGACUGUAAGUGAACGUUUUACACACAUUUGCAUUGUAAAUGAUAAUUAAAAAAAAAUAAGUCCAGGUAUUUUUUAUUAAGCCCGCCCCCAGUCCCCCCCCCCCCAUUUCUGUACGUUUGUUCAGUCUUUAGGGUUGUUGAUUAUUCUAACAAGGUGUGGAGUGUCAGCGAGGUGCAAUGCGGGGAGAAUACAUUGUAGAAUAUAAGGUUCGGAAGUCAAAAAUUAUCGUAGAAUGUGUAUCUAAAUAGUGACUGCUUUGCCAUUUCAUUCAAACCUGACAAGCCUAUCUCUGAGCGCCGCCCGAGUUCCAUGUGUGCAGUAUUAUAAGUUAUCAUGGAUCUCUAGGGGGGACGCAGACCUUGAGAACAACCUAAAUUAUGGGGAGAGUUUUUAAAAUGUUAAAUUGUAAUUUGUAUUUAAGAGCAUUCGUAGUAAAGGUGCCCAAGAAAUUCUUUUGGCCAUUUAUUUGUUUUGUCCUUUUCUUUGAAAGCUGUUUUUUUCCCCCCUCCUUUUGUUUACUUUUAGACCAAAGAUUGGGUUCUAGAAAAUGCACUUGGUAUACUAAGUAUUAAAAAAGAAAACACACAAAAACAAACACAAAAAAGAAAAGUUGUUUCAGUUGGCAGCACUGCCCAUUCAAAUGAAUUGGAAGGGGACAAAAUUAAUGAUUGCCUUCAGUUUGUGUUGUGUAUAUUUUGAUGUAUGUGGUCACUAACAGGUCACUUUUAUUUUUUCUAAAUGUAGUGGAAUGUUAAUACCUAUUGUACUUAUAGGUAAACCUUGCAAAUAUGUAACCUGUGUUGCGCAAAUGCCGCAUAAAUUUGAGUGAUUGUUAAUGUUGUCUUAAAAUUUCUUGAUUGUGAUACUGUGGUCAUAUGCCCGUGUUUGUCACUUACAAAAAUGUUUACUAUGAACACACAGAAAUAAAAAAUAGGCUAAAUUCA
Molecule: messenger RNA, 2926 nt
Organism: Sorex fumeus (smoky shrew)
Lineage: Eukaryota; Metazoa; Chordata; Mammalia; Eulipotyphla; Soricidae
Gene: FOXG1
Product: forkhead box G1
Exons: 2
Coding region: 484-1968 (494 amino acids)
Biological process (GO): regulation of transcription by RNA polymerase II
Cellular component (GO): nucleus
Molecular function (GO): sequence-specific double-stranded DNA binding; DNA-binding transcription factor activity
Source: RefSeq, a predicted model, not a curated record